CGUUAUUCGGUUUUGAUUUGGCAUCGCUCGAAGAAAUAUUCUUGCGCGAAGGCGCGAACCCAAAAAGCAAAUAUUUAUAAUUUCGCGUCCCGAACAACGGCAACGUCGGUUCAUCUAUUUUCUUCGGCAAGCGAGGAUCCAUUAAUCCCAUAAAAAAGACAGAAAAAUGCCGGAACUGACUGAAGUGGAAAAACCGGCGGUGAACGAGGCGAAACCGGAAAAACCUGAGGAAAGUGCUGAAUAUUCGACGGAUAGUGACUCCGACGAGGACAUUCCUGAAUUAGAGGAUGCGGGAACGACAAACGCUAAUGCGACGGCGUUCCCUGGGGCUGCGGCCGCCGGCCUGCCCGCCGACAUGGUGUCUAAAGCUAAGCAGUCGAGGGGCGAAAAAAAAGCCAGAAAGAUUAUGUCCAAACUGGGGCUCAAGCCGGUUCAAGGAGUUAACAGGGUGACGAUCCGCAAGUCCAAAAACAUUUUGUUCGUCAUCAAUAAACCGGACGUGUAUAAAAAUCCGGUCAGCGACACCUAUAUCGUGUUCGGAGAGGCGAAAAUCGAAGAUCUGUCUCAGCAGGCCCAAGUGGCGGCGGCGGAAAAGUUCAAGGACGUAAAUCCCGCGGGAGAUGGCGCUGCCGGCACCACCACCACUUCGGUGGCCCCCAUAGCGGAGGAAUCAGAGGACGAAGACGUCGACGAAACCGGAGUGGAAGACAAGGACGUGGAACUGGUCAUGUCCCAAGCGAACGUCAGUCGAGUGAAGGCGAUCAAAGCGCUCAAAAACAACCAGAACGAUAUAGUGAACGCCAUCAUGGAACUGACGAUGUAGAGUCUCGACUUACCUUUAUUUUCUGUUUCGAUCGAAUUCAUUUCGUUUUAUCGCCUGGAUUCAAUUAUGUGUUUGGUAUGUACAUAACUGAAGUAAAAAAGUAAAAACCUUAA
Molecule: messenger RNA, 936 nt
Organism: Cylas formicarius (sweet potato weevil)
Lineage: Eukaryota; Metazoa; Arthropoda; Insecta; Coleoptera; Brentidae
Gene: Nacalpha
Product: nascent polypeptide-associated complex subunit alpha
Exons: 3
Coding region: 167-823 (218 amino acids)
Biological process (GO): protein targeting to membrane
Cellular component (GO): cytoplasm; nascent polypeptide-associated complex
Source: RefSeq, a predicted model, not a curated record